ACAUUGGUUGGAUUCCAAAGUAUUGCAUUUUUUUAUGUAAAUGUUGCAUUGACAUAUAAGCCAUUCAGAGCAAAAUCUCUUGAAGGUGAUGAAGGAAGAUUCCAUCUAACAUCAUUCAAUUUUUUUCCUUUAUUUUAUUUUUUUGAUCCAUCACAUUCUGGAAUUCCUAACAGGAGUGGGUGUAAAUACAUUUCAUAUGGGAACUGUUUUUUAUUCUAUUAAGGCUAUUGCAGUUGUUGGUCAUUAGCUUUUAGGUGUUAAGAAGAAGAAGAAAAGAUAUCAAAACUUCAAGUUCACAAGACAUAUUUGCCAUGCAGCUACAAGGAGAAGAAGAAGAAAGCUCUUUAUCUCAAUUAUCUGGGAUCCGCUACAUGAAUUCCUUUUACAUGAAUCUCUAUUUUCCACCAUAACUUUGGUUAAAUCAUAUAGAGACCUCAUUUUUUUUCUCAAUAACUCUAACGUUCAUUUUAGCUUCCUCUUGUCUCUGUUGGUCCUUCUACUCAAAUCACAUCUCUCAUUCUUAUAGGUGCAGUUAUUGGCUUUAUUAUGUAAAAUUAAACCAUCUUAAAUUGAACUCUCUUUUGUUUCUCUGUUAUUUCUACCUUCUCAAGACUGCUUCCAUUUUGUGAUAUAUUGUCUUGUAUUGGCCACUUAUCCAUGUCUUUUCAGCUAUGCUUGUUUCAUGGGCAUACUAUUUCUUGAUUGUGUAGCAUCCUAGCAUUCAAUGCUAAAGCAUGGCUGUCCUUACAGUCACCAUUGUUAUUAUUUUUUCUGGUCUUGUUUAAAAUUCAGUGAUUUUUAUACACUGUGGAAGCACUGGGACACUUCAAAUUUCAGCUUAGUUUUAUGGACAAUGCCAUCUUAAAUCUUUGAUUCCUUGUGGAUAAUCAUUUAAGAUAAAAUGAUCACCUUUGGGUAUUUGUGUCCAUAGAUUUUCCAUAUUCCUUCCAAUUGUGUGCUUUAUACGUACAUAGGUUUUGCUUCCUUGUGGUGCCUUUCUAUUUAAAGUCUAUUCCUCAUCAAUAAAAUUACUAUUCUUUCAUUUCUAUUCCCAGUUUUUACUUAGAUUACAUUCAACAAUUUCUUUCUUAAUUAUGUUUAUCCUAAAACCUUUAGACUUCAAAACAUAUCUCCAUACUUGUUAUUUGACAACACUAUUAUAUCCUAAAACCUCUCCUGUGUUCAUCCUUCUAAAGGCUUCUAAACUGAAGAUAUCUUUAUUCAUUAUGAACACCCUUUGCAUGCAUUUGAUUGGGGAAUUGGGAUGGGUUUUGGGCUUCUAGUCAUAGGAUUGGAAACUUUUGGAAUUUAGGAUGUUACGUUAGAAAUCUUUAAGGGAAUUUAAGUUAAAUUAACAUUGUAGGUUCCUGAAGGUAUGACAAGAAUUAUGGUUGCUGAAGGUGAUGCUGGUAAUGAUGAAGGUGAUGCGGGAUCUUUAAAUUUCCUGCACUCUAUAAGUUAUAUGUUUGUUGUAUAACAAUAUGAGAAAUCAAAGAAGAAGAAGAAAGAAAAAAAAAACGAUAUAUCAUUGGCAAUCAUACCAAGGUUCCUAGGUAAUCACACAUAGGUUUCCUAAGCAAGCACACUUAGGAGUAGGUAUGAUUAAAACUUCUGUGAAAAAUUUUGGAAAUCUAUGUAUAACAAUGUAAAGAUUUUCAUGACUCUUUUCCCUAAUAAGACAGCUUUCAUAAUUCUUAUCUUUCCUUGUAAGAAUAAAAAAAGAAAUAAGAAAAUAAUAUUUAUUAGAAAUGAAAAGAAAUAGAAACUUUCUUAAUAUAAUAAGAAGACUAAAAAAAUUAGGAAAUUGAAAAAAAAAAAAAAGGUUAAGCACUACCUAAAACAAAGAAAAAAAAAAGAAAACUACUAAAAAAAAAUCUUACUAUAAUAAAAAGACUCUAAAUAGGAUAAUGAAACCAAACUACCCUUGUCUUGCAACCCCCCGCCCCCUUCUUUGUGAAUAAACCCUAGAAGGCCCCCUUCUUUGUGAAUAAACCCUAGAAGUUCAUCCCUCAUCAGAAGGUGAAGGUAGGGUGGUAGUGGGAUGUUUCAAGUGACAUUUCAAAAGUUAAGCACUACCUAAAAAGAUUAUUGUAUAAGUAUGACCAAUCAAUUCUAACUGAUUACUAUUAAAUCCUUGCAGACGGAGAGUAACUCUUCCUAAUGAAACCAAACUACCCUUGUCUUUCAACCCCUACCCCCUUUUUUGAGAUCAAACCUUAGGAGUUCAUUCCUCACCAGAAGGGGGGAAGGUAGGGGUGGUAAUGGUGGGAUGUUUCAAGUGACAUUUCAAAAGUUAAGCACUACCUAAAACAAAAAUAUAACAAAAGUAAACUACUAAAAAUCAAUCUUACUGUAAUAAAAAGAGUCUAAAUAGGAUAAUGAAACCAAACUACCCUUGCCCCCACCCUUUCUUUGUGAAUAAACCCUAGGAGUUCAUGCCUCAUAAGAAGGUCAAUGUAGGAGAGGGUAACAGUGGGAUGUUUCAAGUGACCUUGAUGACUGAAGCAGUGGAACACCAUUGAAGUUUGUAAGUGGAUGGUGAUAGCAGAUGUUGGUGAUGAUGGACCAACACCUUGGUGGAGGUGGUGCCAAGUGACAGCAUUCAUGACAUGGUGCCAGGAGGUAUGGUUUAUGGGUGAACACUCUCAUAUUUCAGCCGAGAUUGACAAUGUAGUUUCUGUCAUUUUGGAAAAUUACCUCAAUGUUAACAAGCCAGGUGCCCAGAAUCGAUGGGUGCAAGAAGUACUUAAAGUUGAGGGUCAUGUUUCUCCUUCACCAGAGGUCACAAUGAGGGUCCUGUCUUGGAAUACGAUUGUCAAUGAGAAAGGCGAAGUAAAUGUGUCAACGGAAGAUGCCAAAAAUCCCUGCUUUUGGUCCAGGGUUUGCCUUCAUAACAUGGCCUUGCUGGCCAAGGAAUCUACAACCAAAAGGCGGAUUCUGGAGUCCUUGUUCCUUUACUUUGAUAAUGGAAAUUUAUGGUCUCCUGAAAAUGGGCUAGCUUUUCCAGUCCUUAAGGAUAUGCAGUUUUUGGGGGAGAAUUCUGGGCAAAAUACACACUUUUUGCUUUCCUUAUUAGUUAAACAUCUUGAUCACAAAAAUGUCCUUAAAAAACCCAGCAUGCAGCUUGAUAUUGUUGAGGUCACCACCUCUCUUGCUCGACAUGCAAAGGUUGAGUCUUCUGUAGCAAUAAUUGGUGCUGUUAGUGAUGUUAUGCGGCAUUUGAGGAAAAGCAUACACUGUUCAAUUGACGAUGAAAAUCUGGGAGCUGACAUAAUUAAAUGGAACAGGAAAUUUCAAGAAACUGUGGAUGAGUGCCUUGUGCAGUUGUCGUACAAGGUUGGAGAGGCAGGUCCAAUUCUUGAUGCUAUGGCUGCAAUGAUGGAGAACAUCUCAACUAUUACUGUCAUAGCCAGAACUACAAUUGCUGCUGUUUAUCGUACUGCCCAAAUCAUAGCAUCUAUACCAAAUUUGUGUUACCCAAACAAGGCAUUCCCUGAGGCUUUGUUUCAUCAGUUACUCCCAGCCAUGGUCCAUCCAGACCAUGAAACACGAGUUGGAGCUCACCGCAUCUUUUCUGUUGUCCUGGUGCCGUUUUCAGUUUGCCCUCGUCCCUGUCCAAUCACCCCUGAGUUGAAAAAGGCCUCAGAUCUUCCAAGGAUGCUUUCAAGAACUGUCUCUGUGUUUUCUUCCUCAGCUGCCCUUUUUGAGAAGCUGAGGAAGGAAAAAUCUUUCUCAAAGGAAAAUAUCUGUCAAGAGAACAAAGAGGAUGAACUGAAGAACAACAAUGCUGGAAUUCUGAAUAGAAUGAAGUCAUCAUUGAGCCGAGCAUAUAGUUUGAAAAGUUCAGCCAUGUCUUUAACAACUGAUGCAAAUUUUACGAGCAAUUCAAACAAUGAAUUGGAGGCAGUUUCGCUGAAGCUGAGCAGCCGGCAGAUUGCGCUUCUUCUUUCAUCAAUUUGGGCACAGUCCAUUUCCCCUGCAAAUAUGCCUGAGAACUAUGAAGCAAUUGCUCAUACAUAUAGCCUGGUAUUACUGUUCUCUCGAGCUAAGAACUCUAUCCAUGAAGUUCUAGUUCGAAGUUUUCAGCUAGCAUUUUCCUUGCGAAGCAUUUCUCUUGUGGAUGGAGGGCCUUUGCCACCAGCACGUCGCAGAUCCCUCUUUACCUUGGCGAUAUCUAUGAUUGUCUUUUCAUCAAAGGCCUACGAUAUUCUUCCUCUUGUUCCUUGUGCUAAGGCAGCACUUUUGGACAGAAUGGUUGAUCCAUUUUUGCACUUGGUUCAAGAUAAUAAAUUGCAGGCUGUUAACUCUGGAUCUGACUGUGCUUCAAAAGUUUAUGGAUCUAAAGAAGAUGAUGAAUGUGCUCUAAAAGCUCUUUCACAAAUAAAAAUAGCUGAGGAACAAACUAGGGAAUCAUUUGCUACCAUAAUUGUGAAGAGUCUGGAAAACCUGUCAGAGUCUGAGUCAUCCAUACUAAGGGAGCAGUUAGUGCAUGAAUUUUUACCUGAUGAUGUAUAUUUAUGGGGAACCCAAAUGUUGCUGGAUGCUACACGACUUGAUUUCAAAUCUAAUGAAUCUCCUGAGGAGGCUGCUGCAAUUUCUGCAACAGAUGAUGAUGCCUUUCUAGAUUUGUAUGACAGUCAAACCAAACAUGAUUUGCAGUUGUCUGUGCAAAACCCCAAUCUUUUGGGCAUCAAUCAACUUCUAGAAUCAGUCUUGGAGAAAGCACAUGAAGUUGGACGAUUCUCUGUCUCAACUGCACCUGAUGUGUCUUACAAGGAAAUGUCCGGUCACUGUGAAGCACUUCUGAUGGGAAAGCAGCAGAAGAUGUCUAAUCUGAUCAGCACCCAACAAAAACAAGUAAGUUUGAUGAACUUCUCUUCUCAAAAUCAUGAUGAUGAGGCUAAGAAGAUGAUCACUCAUUGCUAUGAUGUAAGAAAUCCUUUCAGUGAUCAGAACUUUGCAGCCAAUUUGCACAAGCCACCCAUUGACCCUGCUCCAAUACACUGUGCCACUGAGUACCUGCACCACCCCCACUUCUUCAAGCUACCAGCAUCAAGUCCAUACGAUAACUUUCUCAAAGCUGCUGGCUGCUGAUCCAGCAGAAGUAUGAAAACCACACAUCUCCUUGAGCUCAAGUAUUUCAGUUGAUACCAGGCUCUAAAAUUUCACGGCCACUGUUUCCCAUAACCUGCAUACCCCCUGCUUGGGGCUUUGCAGGAGCGGCAUUCCAGUUUUGUGAUUGAGAUUGUUCUGUGUUGUUCAUUCAGGAACAACAAUCAUCAUUGUGGCUGAGAUCGGUUGAAUUGAUUACUUCUUCAUAUUCAAUUCUUUUCUUCUUUCAUUUUUCUUCUUCACCCUGUAGUAUUGAUUGAUUCCCGGCUUCAUGGGGGUGAGGAUUUCCAGCUUUGCUUCCUCUAAGAAGACCGGAUUUGAUUUGUAAUAGAAAUAUUUGUUUUCACUGAAUUUUACUUAUAUUCCAUCACUGUGAUGAAGGUGCUUGUAUACUACAGGCUUGUCACGUUUUCAUAUUCUUUUGAAUUAAUAUACCAGACCCAUUUAAUAA
Molecule: messenger RNA, 5563 nt
Organism: Vitis vinifera (wine grape)
Lineage: Eukaryota; Viridiplantae; Streptophyta; Magnoliopsida; Vitales; Vitaceae
Product: protein SEMI-ROLLED LEAF 2
Exons: 15
Coding region: 2536-5094 (852 amino acids)
Source: RefSeq, a predicted model, not a curated record